Molecule: messenger RNA, 1542 nt
Organism: Australozyma saopauloensis
Lineage: Eukaryota; Fungi; Ascomycota; Pichiomycetes; Serinales; Metschnikowiaceae
Exons: 1
Coding region: 1-1542 (513 amino acids)
Source: RefSeq, a predicted model, not a curated record
AUGGAUGAAGACUCAGACAGCUCAGUUGUCUCUGACGACUCCCUCUUGAAUUUUGCACCUAGAACUACUCCCAAGGAUACUACACAUGUUCCUCAAACAAGUCAAUUGGUAGAAAUCCCCGCAAUAUUCACCGUAGAGGGCGAAAAGAACAGAAAGCUUCUCCAACAGAACGAAGAGAUCCAAAAUUCCAUUGUAGAGGAUCAAAAGCGGGCUCUUGAAAGAAGUAAUGCUACUAAGGAAUUGCAACUCCGAGUUCUCGACGAGAUCAAUGACAAUGGCUCUGAUUUCUUGUUUUCAAUGAAAAGUGAUGCCAAGAUCAUCGAGGAUUACAUGGAAAGAAUUCAUGGCCAGGAUACGAAUAUUUUGUUUGAAAGGCACUACUACUUUCUACUGAAUUGUCCGAUUGUCAAGCUCGACUUACCUCUGAACCUGGUUCUACAACUGGUGAUUGAAGAUCUGCCAGCCAUGAUGCAAGAUCAGUUGAUUUUUGAUAGAAUAAUGCAGGCCAAUAAUUUAAAUGAUUUUGACCUUCUAGUAUCUGCAUUACGUUACGGAAAAGAUCCUGCUACAUUACAAUUGGCGAGACAAGCGAUCUCUAGAAGGCCACAUAACGAAAAGUGGGACGAAAAUCCACUGGCAAACGACCAAAAAGACCUUUUUGGAAAGAUAAUAGCUGCUAUCGGUGGCUUAGAGACGGAAUACAUGACCUUAAAAUUGGUCCACUACAAUAAUAAUCCAGAAAUCCUGGUCCACAGGCUCAGCAUCAUCUUCAAAUUUCAUCUCAAGUAUUUGAAAGACACAAGUAUAGCAGACCGACUCUUUCGCACUUUUGUUCAUGCCAGCUCAGACUUCCUUCUUAACAAGACAUGUAACCAUGCGUUAGUGACAGAGCUUAUGAUCCCAACGUUCUGUAAAUUCGUGAGCUGGCAUACGCAUCAAUUUGAUAAAAUAAUUGAAGACUCGGUGGCACAAGCCUCUAUUGCUGAAAAGUUACACAUAAUACUUGCCCUGCUAAAGGUACAAAUAUUCAAGGAGAAUCUGACGCAUAAAGCAUGGGAACAGCACUAUGCAUUCCUCGAGAAUUUGAGUUCUCACGAGAGUGUUAUGGACGAACACUCUCAAAACGUUUUGGACCGUUUAAUACAUCUAUUCUUGGAUACAGAGCCAGCUCCAAACCUGUUGCGUCCCAUGAUUUCAGUUCUACGAAAGUUAGCGACGCAGCUGGCUGCGCAAUCAAACGAGACCGAAAGCUGUGGUAUGUUUGCUGUCAAAUUGGUGAUAUCUCUUCUAAGCAAGGACCUCAAUCGAUGGCUAGAUUUUCCACGACAAGAGUUCCACGACUUGAACGAACAGUUGCGUGCGACAAAAAGCGAAUACCAGCGGGCCAUUGGCAGCCCCCAUUUGGCUCGUAUGGAGCCCAUGAAGAGACACAAAAUCUCAAUGGCCUUGGGCGAAGCAUAUCAUGAUCUUGACUACAUGAGUACUGUGCUCGAUAAGAAUAUGAUUCUCAUACGAAAUAAUGAGUUCUACGAAAGUACCUGA